GUCUCAUCAAGAAACAGUCUAUACGGGCUCGAUAUACUUUGUGUGAAGAGAACCAUUGCGGUAAUCCCUUUCAGGUCUAAGAAAGCAGGAGGAUGGCGAACGUUGCUUAUUAUAUGGUCUAGGCAAUCUGGGAAGUUCCGAGACCUCAACGAUUUGAACAACAACUUGAAUGCUACCGAGGCAACGGAAGAGAACGCCAAGAAGGAAAUUUUGAACGAAAUCGCUAGAAUUACCGACGACAUGGAAGCGGAGUUCGGUGCAAUGGGCUCAUUGAUAAGAUGUGGCUGGAGGCAAACAUAUUUUGCUUCUCAAGUGAAAAAGUGA
Messenger RNA from Cooperia oncophora, 324 nucleotides. The record is from the annotation of a GenBank genome assembly. Lineage: Eukaryota; Metazoa; Nematoda; Chromadorea; Rhabditida; Trichostrongylidae.